GCCCUCUCGUUCGUCUUCAGUGCAGGAUAACGACUCGACAUUCUUAUUACACUUCUUAAAAACAAACAACGGUCGGGAAAGAAUAUAUUUAUAUUUAUAUAUUAUAUAUAUUAUUUGUUGGGAUUGUGACGGUUUAAGUGCUCGCACAACUUUAUAAAAGGAUUAAACUUGGAGAAAAUUGAGGCUUGGACAAUCUACUAUGGACGCCAUCAUUCGCUGCCCAUUCCUGUCUCGUGCCCCCCAAACCUUUUUGCAGCAGGCUAGAAAGUCCUUGGUAGCGUAUGCAGUGAAAUGUCCUGUCAUGAUGGACCUUGCCUCAAGGCCACUGGUCCGUUCUGUCUGCUCCUCUUCCACCAGCUUCCAGAAGGUUGAGAAUACAACCCCAGCCAAUGAGGAGGCCCCCAAAGUGCCUCUGGGCCAUCCCGUGCCUCCAGCCAGUCAAGCAACAGCCUCCAAAUGCCCCUUUCUGGUCGCAGAGAUGGGGCAGAAGAACAGCAGUGUGGUUCGGCAGGCCAGCAUGGAACUUCAGGAGGAUGUUUCUGAAGUUCGCACUGCGUGCAAAGAUGUUUCUCAAUCUGAGCUGAAUCCAUCGGUGAACAACACCAUGGAUGGAGGGAAUCUAAUGAAAAGGCUGAUAAAACAACGUCCCACCAGGGUCUCCCAUUUGCUGCAGGAGAACAUGCCCAAAACAGUCUCCAACUUUCGUUAUGAUGAAUUCUUUGAGAAGAAAAUCGAGGCAAAAAAGAACGAUCACACAUACCGUGUGUUUAAAACGGUGAACCGUAGAGCUUCUGAGUUCCCAAUGGCAGAUGAUUACACCGAGUCCUUGUCCUACAAGAGAAACGUUUCGGUGUGGUGCAGCAAUGACUAUCUUGGCAUGAGCCGACAUCCCCGUGUUGCACAAACCGUACUGGACACUUUACAAAAACAUGGUUCGGGAGCUGGAGGGACUCGAAACAUAUCAGGAACGAGUAAGUUCCAUGUGGACCUGGAGCACGAGCUUGCUGAUCUUCAUGGAAAGGAUGCUGCGUUGUUGUUCACCUCCUGCUUUGUGGCCAAUGACUCCACACUCUUUACACUGGCAAAAAUGCUGCCAGGUUGUGAGAUCUAUUCAGAUGCUGGCAACCAUGCCUCUAUGAUACAGGGUAUCAAAAACAGUGGCGCUAAGAAGUUUAUCUUCCGUCACAAUGACGCCAACCAUUUACGUGAGCUUCUGGAGAAAUCGGAUCCAUCCACUCCAAAGAUUGUUGCCUUUGAAACUGUGCACUCAAUGGAUGGUGCUGUGUGUCCACUGGAGGAGAUGUGUGAUGUUGCCCAUGAUUUCGGUGCUAUCACCUUUGUGGAUGAGGUUCAUGCAGUGGGACUGUAUGGACCCAGAGGAGGUGGCAUUGGAGAUCGUGAUGGUGUCAUGCACAAGAUGGACAUCAUAUCUGGAACACUUGGAAAAGCUUUUGGGUGUGUUGGAGGCUACAUCGCUAGUACCAACGCCUUGGUGGACACUGUCCGUUCUUAUGCUGCUGGCUUCAUUUUCACUACAUCCUUACCACCCAUGCUGCUUGCUGGUGCACGGGAAUCUAUCCAGAUCUUGAAAAGCGAAGAAGGACGUGCACUUCGACGCAAGCACCAAUGCAAUGUUAAACUGUUGCGUCAAAUGCUAAUGGAUACUGGCUUGCCUGUAGUUCAUUGCCCCAGUCACAUUAUUCCAGUCAGGGUUUCGGAUGCUGAAAAGAACACCGAAGUCUGUGACAUCAUGAUGAGCCGCUACGACAUCUACGUUCAGGCCAUUAACUACCCCACCGUGGCACGUGGAGAAGAGCUGCUCCGGAUUGCCCCUACACCACAUCACACACCACAAAUGAUGAAAUAUUUUGUUGAUAAGCUAACUCAGACCUGGAAGGAGGUGGGUCUGGAGCUGAAGCCACACUCAUCCGCAGAGUGUAACUUUUGUCGACAGCCUCUGCACUUUGAGUUGAUGAGCGAGAGGGAGAAAUCAUACUUCAGUGGGCUCAGCCAACCCAUAUCUGCCUGCGGCUAAUGCCUGCCUUCAUACAGCAUUACACAUUCCUCACAAAUAGCAUCUAAAGUAUAGUAAAUUAUUGAGAUUGAUAUUCCAUAUACAUCAAAUCCUGUAUAACAGAAUAAAUAUUUAGAAAGAUUGACAUUGUGUAUUUAUGUUUUGUCAAUGGAUCCUCGAGUAUACAUUUAAAAUGUUUUAUAUUUUACAUUAAAAUAAAUGAAAGUGAACUUUAUUAGAGUGAAGAUGGAGGUUCUGCAUUUUUCAUUUAUUUGAAUAAACUGAUUAA
Xyrauchen texanus (razorback sucker) is the source of this 2303-nucleotide messenger RNA. RefSeq names its product 5-aminolevulinate synthase, non-specific, mitochondrial-like. Gene Ontology annotation, cellular component: mitochondrial matrix; mitochondrion. Gene Ontology annotation, molecular function: pyridoxal phosphate binding; 5-aminolevulinate synthase activity. The record is from RefSeq and is a predicted model, not a curated record. The transcript has 11 exons. Bases 200 to 2035 code for a protein of 611 amino acids. Gene Ontology annotation, biological process: erythrocyte development; hemoglobin biosynthetic process; heme biosynthetic process. NCBI's taxonomy places the organism in Eukaryota, Metazoa, Chordata, Actinopteri, Cypriniformes, Catostomidae.